Messenger RNA from Myzus persicae (green peach aphid), 1458 nucleotides. RefSeq names its product piggyBac transposable element-derived protein 4-like. Bases 1 to 1458 code for a protein of 485 amino acids. The transcript has 3 exons. The record is from RefSeq and is a predicted model, not a curated record. NCBI's taxonomy places the organism in Eukaryota, Metazoa, Arthropoda, Insecta, Hemiptera, Aphididae. Gene Ontology annotation, molecular function: zinc ion binding.
AUGAAAUUGCUGGAGUCUGAAGAUAGUGACAUAGAUGAACUAAGUACUAAGGAAAUUGAAACAAACACUAACACUUAUCCAUUACAGUUUUCCAAAAUUGGUAAUCAACCUGAUAAAUAUUUGAAUUCUCGUUAUAGAGCGAAAAAAGGUCCUGUCGAUCCAUAUUUAUAUAAAAAGAGUCCUUUGGAUAUUUGGGAACCAAUAUUUCUUCCAUUUAUUGAUAAAAUAGUUACAGAGUCAAAUUUAUAUGCUUCCCAAAAAAAUAUGCCUUUGGACACAACUCCAGAAGAAGUUAGAGCAUAUCUUGGUAUUGUUAUAUUUAUGGGUUACCAUUCGUUACCCAGCAUUCGGUCAUAUUGGUCUAAUGAUCCAAACUUCUUCUGUGAAAGAGUAGCAAAAGUUAUGACAGUCAAACGGUUUUUGAAACUAACUAGGUUUUUACACCUAAAUGAUAACUUACAAAUGCCACCUCGAAAUACUGAACAUUUUGAUAAACUAUAUAAGGUAAGGCCUUUAAUUAGCCAUUUAAAACAAGUUUAUUUGGAUUUGUAUACUCCGUCCAAACAAUUAGCAAUAGAUGAAAGUAUGGUAGCCUUUACAGGAAGAUCAACCAUGAAGCAAUUCAUGCCAUUGAAACCUAUAAAAAGAGGGUUUAAAGUUUGGGCAAUGGCAAAUUCUUCUAAUGGAUACCUAAUUAAUUUUGAUGUUUAUACUGGGAAAAAAAGUUCAAAUCAAACAGAAUUCGGCCUUGGAGAAAAUGUAGUAUUAGAUCUGACCCAAAAUUUAAAACACAAAUCAUGUUAUAUUAUGAAGAAGGAUAAAGACUUCAAAAUGGGUGAUACAGAUUUUGCUCAAAGUGGUGAUGUGAGUAUUUCAAGAUGGAAAGAUAGAGGUAAGAAACCAGUCACUAUUGUUAGCAAUAUGCAUAAUGCUUCUGCAACAGAAAUUGUUCUAAGAACCAAUUCUAGAGGACAAAGGACACCUAUUUUAUGUCCAUCAAGUAUAGCCGAUUAUAAUCGUUAUAUGGGCGCAGUUGACCGCUUUGACCAGUAUAUGUCUGCUUAUAGUGUUAGCCAAAAAUCAAGACGAUGGUGGGUAAAAUUGUUUUACUAUAUGUUGGAUACUACAAUAGUCAACUCUUUUUUACUUUAUAAAGACAGUUGUAAUGCUAUGAAAAAAAAAUACAUGAGUCAUUUAGAAUUUAGAUCAAAACUAACUGAUCAGUUAAUAUCAGAUUUUUCAUCUCGGCAAAGACGACCUAUCAUUUCCCCUAUGAGUAAUAAACGUAAAGAUUCUACUGGUUCUGUUAAAAUUUCUGGAAAACAUUUGGCAAUAAAAAUAAGUACAUAUCGCCGCUGUGUGUCAUGCAGUAAGUCCAAAGAAAAGCGAUCCAAUAUGGCUUGUGACACUUGUGAUAAGGUUUUGUGUAAAGACUGUUUUGCUAAAUAUCAUGAAUAA